This is a messenger RNA of Coccinella septempunctata (seven-spotted ladybird), 966 nucleotides long. RefSeq names its product small glutamine-rich tetratricopeptide repeat-containing protein alpha-like. The transcript has a single exon. NCBI's taxonomy places the organism in Eukaryota, Metazoa, Arthropoda, Insecta, Coleoptera, Coccinellidae. Gene Ontology annotation, molecular function: molecular adaptor activity; protein binding. The coding region runs from base 69 to 887 and encodes 272 amino acids. Gene Ontology annotation, cellular component: membrane; TRC complex. Gene Ontology annotation, biological process: post-translational protein targeting to endoplasmic reticulum membrane. The record is from RefSeq and is a predicted model, not a curated record.
AAACCGACCAUAGAGAAUCCGACCUUGACACCUGUCAAAAUCGAAACCUUCCCAUUACGACCGUCACAAUGCAAAACGGACAAAUUCCGGACAAGGACAAGAAGAGGAUAAUCUUGAGCAUUACGAGAUUCCUGAGGGACGAAAAGUCGAACGCCGAUCUAGAGACCAACGACAGAGACUCCUUGGACGUGGCCAUCCAGUGCCUGGAGGACAUCUACAAGAUAGACAACGAUGCCAGGGAGAUCCUCGAGGACGAAACGCUCGAUUUGCGGGAAUUCUUCCCGUCGGAAGACGUAACCGUAUCGGAAGAGGACGAACGGAAGGCGGAAGAAUUCAAAAAUCGUGGAAACGCCUUGAUGACCGACAACGACUUCAAGACGGCGGUGGAGGAGUACACGAAAGCUAUAGCUCUGAACCCUAAGAACCCAGUGUACUUUUGCAACCGCGCGGCGGCCUAUAACAAAGCCGAACAGCCCUUGAACGCGAUCUUAGACUGCAAGACGGCGAUCAAGCUGGACCCUAAAUACAGCAAAGCGUACGGGAGGAUGGGCAAGGCUUACUCGGAGAUAGGACUGACCAAAGAGGCCCACGAGGCGUACCUAAACGCCUUGAAAUACGACCCGAGCAACGAGAUGUAUCAGGAAAAUCUGAAAUAUCUGGACGUGGGCCAAGGAUCAGACGUCCAGAACGCGGGAUUGUUCAACAAUUCCGCCCUGUUCAAGAUAAUUCUCCAGUUGAUGGAGAACGAUUCCUUCAGGGAAGUCCUGGAGAAGCUGACGACCAACGAGGCCGAUUCACCGUACAUCAAUAACCUCCUACAGAUGGGACAGGUGCUGGUGAACAGACUUCAAGGCGCCGAAACUCUGCAACAGUUGCAACGAAACUGAACGGCAUCAACUAGAUCAUUCCGAAUUUUAGUUUGUCAAUCUUUGUAACCAUUAGAAUCAAUAAAAAUGCUUUCCCAGA